AAAAGUGUUGUACAAAUAGAAAAGAAGUGUGACAAGGGUGAGUGAGGAUGGAAGAGAUUCCGGAGAGAACCGAACUGCGGAGAAUUCAGCGAGAGCAAGAGAGGGAGAGGAGGCGGAUACGGGAUCGGCAGAGGAGGCAAGCGAUGACGCAAGAACAAAGGGAAAGACACCUUGCGCGACGAAGAAGAAACUAUCAACUUCGGAGACAAAGAGCGGCGAGUGCGAAUGCAAAUGCUAGUAAUGUCAAUGUUCCUUUCAUUCCUCUUCCUCCUAAUAAUCCUCUUGGUCUAGAAUCAAGUGCUGGUGAAGCUAGUACUAGUGAUGAAUUUCAAGGUGUGAAUUCUUCUACUUCACUAGACCAUAGAGUUCUUAGUCAUGGUAUUGGUAUCCCUCAUCAAGGACAAGAAACAUUGAAUUUGGGAACAAAGGUUUCUCAUGGUUCAUCUAACGUGGAAACUCUAGUUUAUAAGCUAGAUAACUCACCAAGGUUGCGUCUGAAACAAAUUAGACAUCUUGCAAGAAAUCUUACAGAUUUAGUGGUUGAUUCUGCGGGUGGUACUAACCAGGUUGCAGUUGAAUUGAAAACAAAUGAAGAUGGUGAAGUUUGUUCCCUAGGUACCAAGGCAAAAUCCUUGCGUUUGAACUCAGUGAAGCGUCUUGCUAGAUCAGUUAAUAGUCUGCCCAAAGAGACUGAAAUUCAGAAAGACAACAAUUUGUCUUCAGAAGGAGUUCAAUUACAAGAUAAUGAAAGCUCUAUGGUCACUGAUUAAAGAGAAAGUGAGGGGCUCAUUCAAAGCUAUUUUUUA
Molecule: messenger RNA, 806 nt
Organism: Vicia villosa (hairy vetch)
Lineage: Eukaryota; Viridiplantae; Streptophyta; Magnoliopsida; Fabales; Fabaceae
Exons: 5
Coding region: 48-770 (240 amino acids)
Source: RefSeq, a predicted model, not a curated record